GGAUACAACUUCACUUUUAAUGAGUCUGAUAAUAGCUCAAGGCUCACUUUUCAUUUGAAUGCAUCUGAGAGCAUUAAUGUUGUGUGCAAAAAUGGAAAUGUAAAUGACAAUAGAACUACAAAUAUCACAGAUUCAGGUUAUAAUGCAAAAGCUCCAACAAACUUAACAACAACCUUCAAUGCAAGUGGAGUUACUUUAGAAUGGGAAGACACUGGACAUAACUGUACUUCUACUGUGUAUAAUGUGACACUUAAUAGUGCAUCAACCAGUGAAUUGACCUAUCAUAAUACUAGUGACACAACCAUAUUUAUAAACUCAAGUGAACUAAACACAGCAGAAAUCUAUGCAUACACUGUUAGAGGAUGGAAUGGACAGCAAAGUAACGUCAGUGAACCAUUCACACUUGCUCCUCAUGAAGUGAUGAAUGUUACAAUAGAUACAACUAAUACUACUGAUCCUUGUAAGAAUGAUAGUUGCUGUGCUGAUGUGACACUGAAUAUAAUACUGGAGUCACUAGACCCAUAUGUGAAGCAUCCAGAUCAGUACUACAACAUAUCAUACAAUUCCAAUACUGAAAAUAUACCAGUACCAUAUGAAGUAACAGAGUAUGGUGAAACAGAAUGGACUGGAUCAGGAUUAAAAUACAAUGAGACCUACUGCUUUACAGUCAUACCAAUAAAUGAUUUUAGCACAGGAGAGCCAAAAGAUAAUGAUACCACUACUGAAUAUCCAUGUGAAUCACCAGGAAAUGGUGGUGAUAAUGGUGAUGAUAAUCCAAGUAAUAAUGAUACAGGAUGGAUUGUAGGAUCUGUUAUAGGAGGAGUGGUUUUAAUAAUAAUACUCUUAGUAAUGGGCAUAAUAUAUAUAAAAUGUAUCCAAAGAUGAGGAAACAAAUUAAAAACAGACAAUACUUGUGCUUACACAGUUUGCGUGAAUUAAUGAACGAAAUUUCUUGCUGUUUUGUUAUAGUUUCUAAUUAACUAAUAAUAAUAAUAAUUUGAGGGUGUCACAAUAACUCAUAUGUGGCAUAAUUGGGUUGAUCAUAAA
Amphimedon queenslandica is the source of this 1047-nucleotide messenger RNA. RefSeq lists its product as uncharacterized. NCBI's taxonomy places the organism in Eukaryota, Metazoa, Porifera, Demospongiae, Haplosclerida, Niphatidae. The coding region runs from base 421 to 885 and encodes 154 amino acids. The record is from RefSeq and is a predicted model, not a curated record. The transcript is spliced from 5 exons. Gene Ontology annotation, molecular function: protein binding.